Molecule: messenger RNA, 1382 nt
Organism: Mytilus trossulus (common blue mussel)
Lineage: Eukaryota; Metazoa; Mollusca; Bivalvia; Mytilida; Mytilidae
Product: serine/arginine-rich splicing factor 4-like
Exons: 10
Coding region: 119-988 (289 amino acids)
Cellular component (GO): cytoplasm; nucleus
Molecular function (GO): mRNA binding
Source: RefSeq, a predicted model, not a curated record
UUUCACGUCUGUAAAACUCUUUAUACAAGCACCGGAUCAACGUAAUUUAAGUUUAAGCUCUUUUGAGAGACUGAUUUUGGAAAAUGCUGUAAAGAUCUGAAGAGACAAUAAAUUCAAAAUGGGAACCAGAGUAUAUCUUGGAAGACUGUCACAUCAUGCAAGAGAAAAAGAUGUUGAAAGAUUUUUUAAAGGCUAUGGAAAAAUAAGAGAUGUUAUGUUGAAAAAUGGUUAUGGUUUUGUUGAAUUUGAAGACUACAGAGAUGCAGAUGAUGCUAUUUAUGAAUUAAAUGGGAAAGAUUUGUGUGGAGAAAGAUGUACUGUUGAGCAUGCUCGUGGAGCUCCUCGAGGUGAUGAUAGACGUGAUGGGGGUAGAGAUAGAGGAGGUUAUAGGGACUAUCCUCCACAGCGUAGCCGACGAGGAGGAAGAGACAAUAAUAGAAGGGGUGGCUUUGGACAGAACAACAGUGCUGACAGAAGGGGCUUUGGACAGAACAACAAUAGUGCUGAAAGGUAUGGACCCCCCACAAGAACGGAGAACAGGUUAAUUGUAGAAAACCUUUCUUCAAGAGUAAGCUGGCAGGAUUUGAAAGACUACAUGAGACAAGCUGGAGAAGUCACAUAUGCUGAUGCACACAAGCAGCACAAAAAUGAAGGAGUUGUUGAAUUUUCCUCAUACUCCGAUAUGAAGGCAGCUUUGGAUAAAUUAGACAAUACAGAAAUCAAUGGUAGAAAAAUCAAGUUGGUAGAAGACCGACCAAAAAGUAGUAGUAGAAGCAGUAGGAGAAGAUCUCCAAGUAGAAGCAGAAGCAGAUCCAGGUCAAGAGGAAGAAGGUCCAGGAGUGCAAGCAGAAGUCGCAGCAGGAGUAAAAGUUCAAGAAGCAGAAGUCGUAGUAGAAGUAGAAGUAAAUCAAGGAGUCCAAGUGUCGACCGUAAAGAGGCUUCAAAGUCCAGAUCAAAAUCACCAGAAGAGAAUGGAGAUAAAGAUUGAAAUUACAGAACAGUUUGAUCAUCUAUUGAUAUUUUCAUCAUCUAUUCAUCAAUUGCUGUUAACUAUAUGAACAAAUAUGAAUUAUUUAGUACAUGUUAAAGGUUAAGUAGUCAAUGGCAUAAUAUAGCAUUUGCUAGAUAAAUGCUGCUUUGCGUGAUGUAUUAAUGUUUUUAGACCAUUUCUGCAGCAUGAUAUAUCACAAACCAUUUUUUUUAACUCUUUAUGUUGAAUUUUCUUUCAGGCAAUGAAGAUGUAAGAGAAAUAUCAUUGUAAAUAUCUUAUAUCUUUUUAUAAUACUGUAUUGAUCACCUGUGAAUAAAUGUCAUUCAUAAUGUUCAUUAAACUGAAGAAAAUCAAAAAAAAAUGUUGACUUUUAAGAGUCGCCCCACCUGUU